Molecule: messenger RNA, 1025 nt
Organism: Serpula lacrymans var. lacrymans S7.9
Lineage: Eukaryota; Fungi; Basidiomycota; Agaricomycetes; Boletales; Serpulaceae
Exons: 4
Coding region: 45-833 (262 amino acids)
Molecular function (GO): coenzyme A diphosphatase activity
Source: RefSeq, a predicted model, not a curated record
GGUUUCGUGGUGCACGUUUUUGGAGUGCAGGGGAAGGGGGAACGAUGUUGCCGAGGACGUUCAUGACAGCGACGAGUCAUGUCUUUCCAGCCAGUUCCAUUAUUUCUCUGACGUCUCCUUUCACCAAGAUAUCUCUGCAAGCUAUCAAGAAUACCCUUGUGCAACAUGCCUCGAAAACGUCAAACGAUGCAAGUCCCGAUGAAAUUCAUGCAGCGGUGCUCAUUCCCUUCUGUAAUGUGAAUAAUAUACCAGGCGUGCUUCUCGAAGUAAGAGGAAAGUUGCGCACACACUCUGGAGAGGUGAGCUUUCCCGGUGGAAAGGUUGACAAGACAGAUAUGUCGUGCUUAGAUGCGGCUCUAAGGGAAACAAAAGAGGAGCUGGGUGUUCUUUCUAGCCAAAUCGAUGUCCUUGGCGAACUCGGCCCCCCAGAGCAGAGUCUCUCAGGAAUGAGGGUUUGGCCAUACGUGGGCUUCGUCUAUCCGUCAGGUGAUCCAAGUCGUCAGUCAGGCACUGAGCAAGAGCAAGAAUCAAAUACACCACUGCCCUCUCUUUCCAUCAGUUCCUUGACUAUAUCACAGCCUGAGGUUGCCACGGUCUUCCAUCUCCCACUUUCAGCUUUGACAUCGCCUGCUCGUCUAAGGUCUGACUUCUUUCGCCGUACCAGUCCGUAUUGGGCUAUAGAUGUCUCUGAUCUCGUUCAAGGCGUUACUUGGACCAAUGAUCCAGAACAACGCGAUGAAAUUGGGGGAGGACGUAAUGGGAAGCUGGAAGUUUGGGGUCUGACUGGAUGGUAUCUGAACCUUCUGGCCCAAACCUUACAAGUUUAUAAGUAGACACGGAACAUUACUUGGAUUCUUCUGCCACACCUUUCGCUGCGGUGGUUGCUAUUUAACAGCUAUCUUGCAUAUUCCAUGUUGUCUGAAACGAUUCUACAAAGUUCUUACCAUACACACAAACAGACUCCUGUAUCACCAAAGUCAGAUAAUAAGAUGUAGACGAAUCUUUGAAUUUGAUUUUAAAUUUGA